Messenger RNA from Symbiodinium necroappetens, 1599 nucleotides. NCBI's taxonomy places the organism in Eukaryota, Dinophyceae, Suessiales, Symbiodiniaceae. The record is from the annotation of a GenBank genome assembly.
GAAAUUCAGCUACCUCGCGGCGAAAGCGCUGAAGCAGGUGCCGCCGCUGAGGAGCCUGAAGAUCGCGAGAUCAGGCUGAGGUCGCUUCGAACGAGGCGUGCAGAGCUGGAAUCCAAGCUGCAGGCAGGCGCGCUGCGUGCAGAGAACGAGGUCUUGGAAGAUCGCGUGAUGCGGGCUCAGGAGGAUUUCUUGGGCUUGCAAGCGGAGUUCAAGGCCAUGAAGGAGCAGCACAACGAAUGCCUGGAUUCGCUUCGGCUGGCUUUGGAGGAGCAGCAGAAGGAUGCCGAGCAGGCGGACCGGCGGGUGGUCUGUGCCGAGGAUCUGGUGCGUUUUCACCAGGAGCAGAGGAGGAUGAUGGCGAGCCACUGGAAGCAGCAGUGCCAGAUGAAGGACGAACGGAUCCGAUACCUGAAUCUUCAGCUGACAGAGUACACGAUUGACUGGCAGCAGCUGGGUGUCCAAAGACAAACAGAGGCAAGCCUGUCCCACGAGCACUACUGCCUGGAGGACCGUCAUCGACACCUCCUGCAGACCCAGCGGAACCUGACAGCAGAAACCUCGAGGCUGGAGUCGUGCCUCCAGCAGGCGAAUGCUGAGGAAGCUCGCCUGACGGAGGCGCUGCGCCUCGCCGAGGUCAACCUCGGUGAAGGAUGCCCGCAAAGUCCUGGUUCUGAGGAGACUGCCGCCGAUGUGGCAGAGCCACGGGUGCAACGGUGGAAGGUGCUGAGAGAGCACUCCACCAUCGUCCAGCCCUCUGAGAUCUCCAAUGCAGAUGAGGCUUUCUACGAGAAUCAGCUGAUGGACGCCCUGAAGAAGGAGGGUAUGGAGACUUGCAAUUUGAUUCUGGGCAUCGACUUCACCCGGUCCAACCUGACCCAGGGCAAGGAGACCUUCCACAACCUCAGCUUGCAUGCUCUGCGAUCACCACAUGGCCCCAAUCCAUACCAGCGCAGCAUCGACAUCGUGAUGAAGACGCUCGCACCGAUGUUCGACGAAGACGGCCUUGUUCCUGCCUUUAUCUUCGGAGAUGUGUCCACCAAAGACCGUGCUGUCCGACCUCUUGCAACAGGCCAUGACAGCAUACCCGUCGAUGAGAUCCUGCCAGCCUACAACAAGGCAAUCGAGGAGCUUGGAGCGAGUGGCUAUGGCCUUUCCGGGCCCACCUCCUUUGCUCCUUUGAUUUACAAGGCUAUCGAGGUGGUAAGCCAAAAUGGCAACGAGCAGCACAUCCUCUUGAUCCUCGCCGAUGGCGCAGUCACUGACGAUGCCUGCUGUGAAGCGACCCGGCAAGCCCUGGUACUGGCCAGCGACUAUCCGCUCUCCAUCGUCAUGAUCGGCGUGGGUGAUGGCCCCUGGGACGUCAUGAAGGAGUUCGACGAUGCCCUCCCCAGCAGGCAGUUCGACAAUUUCCAGUUCGUUCCUUUUGCGAAGUUCCAGGCUCUACUGGAGAGUGGCCGCCCUCGGCAGUGUCGUUUAGCCGAGGCUGCGUUCGCGCUGUGUGCCCUCCAGGAAGUGCCAGCGCAGCGCGCCGCCAUGAGACAGUUGGGUCUUUUCCAGGCACAUGAGCCGCCUGCGAAGCGUCCCCGGCUGUCCCGGUGA